UGAUAAACAAAAAGUUGUGCACUGUGAAAUCCCUUUAAUAUUACGAAAUCAAUUUUCAAUCCUUUUAUAAUCAUAAAUCAUUAUUAUUUUUCGAAAACUGAAAUUUCUAUGUGUACUACACAGUAACAUCAGCCUAUCAUGCGUUCGCUGAAAUCAGCUCUAAUACUGUUUCAUCGUAUCGGGAUAUCCCUUCUUAAAAGAAAUGUUUCAAGCCUAAACAGCUCUCAUUCGAAACAUUGGAAGCUAAUAGAAAGUUACACAGUUAUAUCUCAGAAACACUUGACUCCAGAAAUCAAACUGAAAUUAAUCACUCAAGAAUGUCAAGCGUGGAAUCAACCAGUGGAACAGAAUUCACCACAUCCCUUAGGUGAACCAUUUUGGGCUUUCUACUGGCCUGGAGGUCAAGCACUUUCAAGAUACAUUUUAGAUAACCACUUGAUUGCAAAAGGAAAACGAGUACUGGAUUUUGGGUGUGGAAGUGGAGCACUUUCUAUUGCUGCUUUAAAAUCUGGAGCCAAAUUUUCAGUUGCAAAUGAUAUAGAUACCAUGGCUAUCGCGGCUUCGCAGUUGAAUGCACAAAUAAACGCGGUGGAGCUGAACGUUUGCGAAGAUAAUCUAAUUGGCAGUGAUUGUGCGGAUUUCGAUUUAAUUCUCGUAGGCGAUAUGCUGUACGAUUCAGCCCUCUCGGAUGUUAUAGCAGCUUGGUUAAUGAAGCUUCGGCUAGCCGGAAAGGUGAUCCUCGUCGGCGAUCCAGGUCGAGGACCUGUUGGUAAUUCAACACUUUUUGCCAACUCCUUAUGUCAUAUAGCUAAAUAUGAACUUGAUUCAUUCACUAAAAAAGACAACUACGGCUUUCUUCAAUCGCAUGUAUUUACUCUUCUUUAAUUGACGAAUCUAAGCGUGCACGACAGUGUAGUAAGUUGAGAAAAGUUCUGUAUCAAUUCCUAUGUCCUUGACAGCAACAAGAGCUACUACGCGUAGGAAUUUCGUUUGAUUUCCCUCUGAAGAGCUGUAAUAAAUAUUUGGGAGGUAACAUCUCAAUUCAAUA
This is a messenger RNA of Daphnia pulicaria, 1048 nucleotides long. Its product is annotated as electron transfer flavoprotein beta subunit lysine methyltransferase-like. The record is from RefSeq and is a predicted model, not a curated record. Gene Ontology annotation, molecular function: protein-lysine N-methyltransferase activity. Gene Ontology annotation, cellular component: mitochondrial matrix. Bases 139 to 885 code for a protein of 248 amino acids. NCBI's taxonomy places the organism in Eukaryota, Metazoa, Arthropoda, Branchiopoda, Diplostraca, Daphniidae. The transcript has 3 exons. Gene Ontology annotation, biological process: peptidyl-lysine trimethylation.